AUGAGCGUGCUGCUGGGCAUAUCAGGGGCCCCCUCUGUGAAGGACAAAAUUUGUACUGACGCAUCCCUGGGAAUGGAUACUACUUGUGGCUCAUAUGCUUGGGUUGGUUCUGUUCCCCAGCAUAAUGCUCCUAUCGUCGAUCACCUUUUGAAAGCGGGUAUGAUUGUUACAGGAAAGGCAAACUUAUCGGAAAAGAGUGGCUGGAAAGGGUUUGGCAUAACGACAGGAUGGUCAGCGGUAGGAGGACAAAUACAGUCACCGUAUAUUGUUGGCGGGCUUGCUAAGGGAGAAAAACUACUCAAACAAACUGCUCCAGCAGGAUCAUCAUCGGCAAGUGCUUCUGGUGCUGCAGCCGGCUUUGCACCACUAGCAAUCGCAACCGAGACAGAUGGAUCGAUCACGCAGCCUGCGAACCGUGCAGCACUAUUCGGCAUAAAGGUAACCGUUGGUCGUGCAUCAACCGAAGGUACAGCUCCUUGGUCUGUAUUAACAGACAGUGUCGGUGAUCCUGUGCUCAUUACCCAACAACGCGAAGCUUACAUGGAUACCAAGAAAAAGCUCAUUGAACACGGAGCGACAUUGCAUAAAAAUGUUCCUAUGACUUCUGUGGAUGAGCUUCAACUCGAUGGUGAUGAUGCUCUCGAUCAACUAUGGAACCAUGAUUUUGCGAAAGCGUGGGAGAAGUUCUUGAAGAACUUUCCCAGCAGUUUGAUGAAAAGCAUUGCAGACAUAUUGAAAUUCAACAAGCUAAACGCAAAGGUUGCCCUGCCGGCUGAACAUCCAGGCCAGCAACUGUUGGAAAGUGCCUUGGAAGACAAAAUGUCUGAGGAAAAGUAUGCUGAAGGAGUAUCACUGAUAAGUGAGGCAGCUAAAACGAAUGGAAUUGAUAAGACAAUACAUCAAUUUGGUCUUGAUGUAAUUGUUGGACCCAUGGAUGGUCGCAUGCCUACUAUUGCCGCCGCCGCAGGAUUUCCUGUAGGAACUGUUCCCUUGGGCUAUUCUUAG
Molecule: messenger RNA, 1005 nt
Organism: Botrytis deweyae
Lineage: Eukaryota; Fungi; Ascomycota; Leotiomycetes; Helotiales; Sclerotiniaceae
Exons: 8
Coding region: 1-1005 (334 amino acids)
Source: RefSeq, a predicted model, not a curated record